Leptosia nina is the source of this 2016-nucleotide messenger RNA. NCBI's taxonomy places the organism in Eukaryota, Metazoa, Arthropoda, Insecta, Lepidoptera, Pieridae. The record is from the annotation of a GenBank genome assembly.
AUGGAUUCUGACGAGGAAGACGGCGGCGACGCCAAAGAGAAAGGCACGAUGGUUGAUGGCACGAUGGAAUUUCAUCAUGCAGGAGACGGCUUGAAGCGUGGUUCCGUGGCGGGCGCGGCGGCGGGCUACGAGGUGACAGCGGGGGCGGUGGGGGGAGGGGAUGCGGGCGGCGGAGCUGGCGGGAUGCUGCCGCAUGAGCCGCACGCGCUGCCCCACGAGCAGCGCAAGAGGAAAGGUCCGCAUUUCACUGAGGGUUACGAGAUGUCUGCCUGUGAAGUGCCCCACACCACAACCUCAGCCGCUCCCAUCCACAUGGAACAGCCCGCUAGCGCCACCCGGAAGAGGAAACCCUCGUCCUAUUCCGGAACUAUUACCUAUGAAGACGAUGCAACUGAAGACGCAAGAUCCACCCGAACAUUACCCGACAAGAAACAGAACCACAGCGAGAUAGAGAAGCGUCGUCGCGACAAGAUGAACACGUACAUCUCCGAAUUGAGCGCGAUGGUGCCCAUGUGCGGGGCCAUGGCACGAAAGCUGGAUAAGCUGACUGUGUUGCGCCUAGCCGUGCAACACCUUCGUUCCGUACGCGGCGCACUGUCCGCCGGCCCGCUAACAGUCCGACCACGCCCCGCUUUCCUCUCCGAACGGGAGCUCAACGCGCUAGUUCUACGCGCCGCUACGGAUUGCUUCCUCAUGGUUGUCGGUUGCGACCGCGGGCGGCUGCUCUACGUAUCCGCUAGUGUCACUAGAAUGCUGCAUUAUGAUCAGUCAGAGCUGCUAGGCCAGAGUCUGUUCGACAUCCUCCAUCCUAAAGACGUGUCCAAGGUGAAGGAACAGCUUUCUUCGUCUGACCUGAGUCCGCGAGAGAGGCUCAUCGACGCAAAGACGAUGUUGCCAGUGAAGGCUGAUGUGGUGAGCGGCGCUUCGAGGCUGUGCCCCGGUGCUCGGCGCUCAUUCUCUUGCCGCAUCAAGUGCCGGUCGCUCGCGUUGCCCCCCACGCAACGGCCCGAUGUCAAGGAAGAGGACCGGAAACAUCGAUCCAAGGGCAGCGAUAAGAAGUACUGCGUUGUCCAGUGUACAGGCUAUCUCAAGUCGUGGGCACCAGCCGAAAUGUCCGAAACUGGGAGUACCAGCGAGUGUAGUGCUGAGGAGGAAGCUUGUAACCUAUCCUGCUUGGUGGCUUUCAUCUCGAGACAUGCACCAGACGGAAAAUUCCUAUUUGUCGAUCAGAGAGUGACACUGGCGUUGGGCUUCCUGCCUCAAGAGUUGCUCGGUAGCAGCGUUUAUGAAUACGUAGGCGCUGGGGAGCUCAGCGUGGUUGCUCGGGCUCACAAGUCCGCGCUCUUACGACGUGCGCCUGCGCGCUCCGGUCCGUAUUGCUUCCGUCGUAAAGACGGUGUAUACGCUCGCCUGCUUACGCACUUCAAACCAUUUCGCAAUCCAUGGACUAAGGACGUAGAGAGUCUUGUAGCCAACAACACGGUGCUGUCUGUUGAUGCCCAGCAAUCAGCUGAGACCGGGUUCGACGGUCAAUCAUACAAGAACUCCAAUCAAUGUGGGUUGCCGUCCCAUUCAGCGGAACCGGAAGUAGAGGCGGAAGCGGAUGUCGAGAUGCAGCGUCUGAUAGACUCGCAGCUUGAAUGCCACAAAGUCGGGUCAACCAUCGCUGAGGAGGCUUUGAGGCGUUCCUCCGCUGACUUCUCGCCAGAACUUCCAGCUGAUUUACUCCAAGACGCCCUCUUCAAUCAGCAGCCAUCAUUGGUAGACAACCUUUUGUGUGCUGAGGCCAGCGCGUACGCACAGGUACGCAACAACGUGCCGCUAAGUGCUGCCGGCGCGCAUGCCUCACCGCCCCCCUCCGCGGAGCUCUCAACCACCCCGCCGCCACCCUCGCCGCCCCUACCCAUCGAUGGCAACGGAGAGGCAGCUAUGGCAGUUAUUAUGAGCCUUCUGGAAGCUGAUGCUGGACUUGGUGGACCAGUUAACUUCUCCGGCUUACCGUGGCCUUUACCUUGA